AUGGUCUCUUUCCUUCUUCAGGGAAACUACAUCUCAGGAAGUAUUCCCACUGAAAUUGGGUUGCUGGCACAUCUAGAGCAACUAGUUGUCUCUGAAAACCAGAUCACUGGGCAACUUCCAAGUGAAAUUGGAUUCUUGAAGUCACUAAAAAGACUUGACUUUGGCUGCAGCAGUUCUAUCAAAACGUUUAAGCUCCUCGAGCACGUUCCACAGUAUCUUUUCUCAAGCUAUAACCGAUUGCGUGUUUCGUGGACUCCCAACUUUUAA
Molecule: messenger RNA, 267 nt
Organism: Seminavis robusta
Lineage: Eukaryota; Bacillariophyta; Bacillariophyceae; Naviculales; Naviculaceae
Source: the annotation of a GenBank genome assembly